Cynoglossus semilaevis (tongue sole) is the source of this 3709-nucleotide messenger RNA. It is a transcript of the gene klhl2, whose product is annotated as kelch-like family member 2. The coding region runs from base 490 to 2307 and encodes 605 amino acids. Lineage: Eukaryota; Metazoa; Chordata; Actinopteri; Pleuronectiformes; Cynoglossidae. The transcript has 15 exons. The record is from RefSeq and is a predicted model, not a curated record. Gene Ontology annotation, molecular function: protein binding.
GCUAGAGGGAGACAGCGUUUCUUGUGGGACGUCUUGUCUGCUCAGAGGACAGUCUUUGCCUUCAUGUUCUUGUUUGUGCUUCUUAACGCUUAUUAAUCAGCGAUAGGAAAAUAGCAGGUAUUUUUCUCUGUCCGUGUCUGCCACAAAUACAACCAGGACCGAGGAGAAGCCGCUGGAGGAGGAGCCGUCGUUGGAGAGAUUUGAGAUCAAGUUAACUUCGUUUCAGACAGCGGGCGGCUCUGGUCCUGUGUGGCCGUCAGAAGCAGCGGUCUGCUGGGGCCAGUAGUGGCAGCCGGGUACGGACAGUCACCGCAGACAGGCAGUCAGUCAGUGUGUCAGUCAGUCAGUCGAGGCUGUGUGUACAUAUGACACAGACUGCUGUAGUGUGAGCGACUGCCGUCAACCCUCUUCGCCGCCUCUGCGCCGAUGCUCGCCGUCAUUCGCGCCUGAGUUUGGAGCCUGGAAAGACGACACUGCUGUGGAUAUGGAAUGGUGCAUGCCGCUGGGCCAAGAGUGCUGCCUCUGAACCACACCGCAGUCAUGGACAGUCACCCGCUGUGCUCAAGACUUUGUCCACACAGUCUGGACAAAGAAGAUGGCGUCGAAAGGCAAGGUCCCAUCACUUUCAACCACCGACAUAUGAGGAAAGCAUUUAAAAUCAUGAACGAGCUACGCAGCCAAAAUUUGUUGUGUGAUGUAACCAUAGUGGCAGAAGAUGUAGAGAUCGCUGCUCACAGAGUGGUUCUGGCUGCUGGUAGUCCCUACUUCCAUGCUAUGUUCACAGGGGAGAUGACGGAGAGCAGGGCCAAAAGAGUGAGAAUAAAAGAGAUGGAUGGUUGGACUCUGGGUCUGCUGAUAGACUACAUCUAUACAGCAGAGAUACAGGUCACUGAGGACAACGUGCAGGCGUUGCUACCAGCAGCCGGCCUGCUGCAGCUGAAUGAGGUGAAAAAGGCUUGUUGUGAGUUCCUGAGCUCCCAGCUUCAUCCGUCCAACUGUCUGGGGAUACGAGCCUUUGCUGACCUACACGCCUGUUCCCAGCUUCUCGCCCAGGCCAACAGCUACGCAGAGCAACAUUUCACAGAGGUGGUUGGCAGUGAAGAGUUCCUGAACUUAGGCAUGGAGCAAAUUUCUAGCCUGAUAGCCAGCGACAAGCUCACUAUCCCCACAGAAGAAAAGGUUUUUGAAGCAGUCGUAGCUUGGGUCAACCACGACAAAGAUGUCCGUCAGGAACACCUGGCUCACCUGAUGGAGCACGUACGCCUCCCUCUCCUAUCCAGGGAGUAUCUGGUGCAGCGUGUGGAGGAGGAGUCUCUGAUUAAGAACAGCAGUGCUUGUAAAGACUACCUGAUAGAGGCCAUGAAGUACCAUCUCCUGCCCGCUGACCAGAGAGCUCUCAUGAAGACUGUACGCACACGGAUGAGGACUCCUGCCUGUUGUCCUAAGGUAAUGGUGGUGGUUGGAGGCCAGGCUCCUAAGGCAAUACGCAGUGUUGAAUGUUACGAUUUUGAAGAGCAGCGAUGGUACCAAGUGGCUGAACUCCCGACCAGGAGGUGCAGAGCAGGUGUAGUAUAUGUGGGAGGUUGUGUGUAUGCAGUCGGGGGUUUCAAUGGUUCUCUGCGUGUAAGGACAGUGGACUGCUAUGAUCCAAUGAUGGACCGAUGGACCAGUGUGAGCAGCAUGCAGGACAGGAGGUCAACACUUGGCGCUGCUGUGCUCAAUGGACUCCUUUAUGCUGUGGGAGGCUUUGACGGCAGCACAGGUUUAUCAACAAUCGAAGCGUACAAUGCUAAGACCGACGAAUGGUUCCAUGUGUUACCCAUGAGUACCCGCCGGAGUAGUGUAGGUGUGGGUGUUGUAAAUGGAAUUCUUUAUGCUGUUGGUGGUUAUGAUGGAGCCACCAGACAAUGUCUAAGUACAGUGGAGGCUUACAACCCAAAAAGUAACACGUGGAACUACAUUUCUGAGAUGGGCACAAGACGCAGUGGAGCAGGUGUGGGUGUGUUGAAAGGUUUACUCUAUGCUGUGGGGGGACACGAUGGUCCGUUAGUGAGGAAGAGCUGUGAGGUUUAUGAUCCAGCCUCAAACAGCUGGCGACAAGUAGCUGACAUGAACAUGUGUCGUCGCAACGCAGGUGUUUGUGCGGUGAACAAUGUGUUGUAUGUGGUGGGAGGGGACGAUGGCAGCUGUAACUUGGCUUCUGUGGAGUUUUAUAAUCCAAACUCGGACAAAUGGACACUGCUGCCGACCUGCAUGAGCACAGGGCGUAGCUACGCAGGUGUGACUGUGAUUGACAAGCCUCUAUGACUGUUUCUGACACAUGCCACUGAUUGAUACAGAAUGUAUUCUCCUAAUACUCAUCUUGGAUCGAUUUAUGAUGCCAAUGCUUCGAUGUUCAGGCAGCAUUAGCACAGGCACUGAGACGGUUCAAGAAAAUCACAAGGUUGUUGAUGCCGAAGAUGACAAUGAAGAUUUUUGCACACACCUUGGCAAGCAGGGAGAGAGGGCACGUGUGUUUCAAUCCCCUGCUGUCGGGACUGCAGCAGCGAGUGGACAUUUCAGUUUGAAACACCACUGUACCAAUGUAGUGCCAUUGAAAUGGUACUGAAAUGAAGCUACUGUAACUGCAAAGGACCUUUGACAUUGCUCAAGUUAACAGGAACCAGCUCUAAGAAAGACCACUGACUUAAUCUAUGGGGGAGGAAAGCUGAGAAUGUUUAUUCUGGACUAAAACAUGGUUUUUCUUUUGUUUUUAUCCUCUUUAUAAGUGUGUGUGUAUGUGUUGAGUGUGUGUGCUUGCAUUUAAAAGGUGCUCCAUUGCUUGCAUAUGUGAUAUUUAAACAUAUGUGUUUGUUUGCAUCUGAGUCUCUUGUGUGGUGACACCAGAACCAAUGCCGCAUGAGCACAAGUUGUCUGACCUCUUGACCUUUGCAGUUUUGCAGUAUUGUUUCUCAAGAGUGCCUGAAUGUCAUGUUUGGAGCCCUUCUCUUAUGCCUUGAGUACUGUCACUGGACAGAGCACAGCUGGACGCGAGAUAGAGAAAAGUGAUGUAAGUGUUGAGUUGCAUUAAUUUGCAUGAAUUCAGACCAGCUUUGUUAAAAGUGGUUGCAGAAAAUGUCUUUUUCUUUUUUUUAUUUAAGAAUGAAGGACUAUUAUUGGGAUGCCAUCUCUACUGGUUAAGAAGUUGCCUUGUUCCAUUUUGCCAAACACAGUGACAAAGGGAGGAGCUAGUAAGAUAUGAAGAACAGUUGGCUGCAUUAGUGCUUCACUGUCACGUGGCAGCGGUCUUUACUGUGGUUGUAACCACUAAUGACAACAAAAGCCUGAAGUCACUGCAUGAUCCCAAUCUGGAACAUCUUUAUCUCCAACUGUCUCUAAAUCACUCUACUGAUCUGUUAUCUCUCUCUGUAAAGUGACCAAAUGUAUUUGUGAUUUUCUUUUUAUUCUCUUCCUUCUCCUUCCUUUGUUAAAAAUACUAUAACAGUAACUGAUAUUGCUGUUUCCUGUCAGUGUAUUGAGGAAUGUCAUGUAGGCUAAUGACUUUGAUAAGAUCAUUACCUGUUUUAUAUUAUAAUUAAUAAAUAUGCUUCUUGUAUUUAAAGCUGUGAAAAAACACUAUCUGUUUUUAAAACAUUGCCAAAUCAGUAAAACAUUGAAAUGGAAAUUGUUUGUGACUGUCUUCAUUCAAUUUGUUCGUAAAUCAUUUAUC